Messenger RNA from Aureobasidium melanogenum CBS 110374, 969 nucleotides. RefSeq lists its product as uncharacterized. Lineage: Eukaryota; Fungi; Ascomycota; Dothideomycetes; Dothideales; Saccotheciaceae. The transcript is spliced from 2 exons. The coding region runs from base 1 to 969 and encodes 322 amino acids. The record is from RefSeq and is a predicted model, not a curated record.
AUGUCGCGUUCGAUAAAAUCAUCGCACUCGCGUACUACAACCAACUCAUCAUCCCAGUACAGCGCAAGUCUUUCUUCAAGCAAGCCUCCUUCAGCACACAGUCAUGGCAGUGCGACAGGAUCGAUGUCAACAAUUACCAGCGAGCCUUUCAUCCAUGCAGACGUUCUAGACACAACCAUCGAGUGGAUUCCCUCUUACUACCUCAAUGACUCUGAACACCAUGGAUCGACUAUUCGAGCACCUCGCCGCCCUGCGCUUGUUCCCCCUACGCCAACUUCCUCCAUGUUCUCUUCCAAGACCAAUCUGUUGCCUCAGGGAUUGAUGCACUUGAUUCGCACAUCGAAAAUCGAGCAGUCUUUGAAGGACAUGUUGUUGGCUAUGGUCAGAAUGAUUGUCCACAUAUCUCACCAGCUUUUCCCAUCUUCACACAUCCUUCGUGGCGAUGUUGCACGCGAUAUUGAAAACAUUGCGCACGACAUAUGCGACUUCCUGGACAUGGUGUUGGAAAAGCUGGAGCAAAGGUUCGAUGCUGCGAGCUCGGCCAAAGACCAGCUGUCACGUUAUCAGAUGCCAACCGAGAUUGCUCUUGAGGAAGUCACCAGAUGGAUUGACAUCAUUGAUGGACUACACAAACCGAAUCAUGUCGAGGCCAAGGUCUUUCGUCGCAUGGCUACCCUCUACGAUGACUUUGUCUAUCUGCCGUUUCUCGAACUUCAUCGUCAAGAGCCAGAACACAACAUGUAUCUUCUCCUGGAUACCUUCCUUGACGCUAUCUUCGUUCGUCUACAUGCCAUCGUAGCCGACGCUGCCACAGCUGACGAGCUUGUGCACGAAGUCGAGAAAACCCUGGACGCUGCUGCCAUGGCACAUGCAGACAGAAUACCCAAGCGUCAUAUGCCUUCUCAGUCCAUGCCUGUCGUUCACAGUCCCAGGAUAUUGGGCAUGCGCCAGAGGGAGAACACCUUGUGA